Molecule: messenger RNA, 1443 nt
Organism: Penicillium digitatum Pd1
Lineage: Eukaryota; Fungi; Ascomycota; Eurotiomycetes; Eurotiales; Aspergillaceae
Source: RefSeq, a predicted model, not a curated record
AUGCCUUUUCCGGCAACUCCAUCACCAUUCCGCCUCUCCCGUCGUAACCCACCCACGCGCCGCAGUGGCCCUCAAUUCGCGCCUACGCCUCGGUUCUUGCUAUCACAAUGUGUAACACAAAAGGAAGAUGACAAUCUCGAUGUGAUUGAUGACGAUGGGCCAUCUUCAACGCGUAAAGUCGCGCGCAACCCGCCCGUUACCCAGAGUGCUUCCCGCUCGCACCAACAACGGGACGUGAUCGAGGACUCUGAUAGUGCUGCAGAUAUAGGGGAUGUAAGGAUCGGAGGGAGAAAUUUGAACGAUCUACCAGAUGACGCUAUAGACUGCACUCCUCCUGAAGAACCAGGAACCCCUGGCAUCCUGGACGCUGAGUUUGAUGCACUGUUUGCGCCGGUCCGAGAUGGGAAUAAACGACGUCGUGUGGAGGGAGCGACCCUCUUCAGCCAAAGCGAUUUAACUCAGCCUGAUUCAAUAUUGUCAUCACCACCCGUAACUACGAACUCUCCAGCUGAUAUCAUCGAUUUGCCCGAUGAAACCAGGCAAAGCACAACGAUAUGGGAGAUGGGUACACAGAGAACUCCCGCACCCAGUGCACGUCCACUUGCACCAGCCGCAUCAACCCCAAGAAACAUAAAAACACCAUUCCGCAGUCGCCCUCGGUUUAUGCUUUCCUCAGCGGUGAAGCCUCCCAGCAGCCAGUUCGCACCCAAAUUCAAACUAGACACACCGGGCGUAUCGCCGCCCGAGAGACGGAAACCGGCUUUUGUUUUGCCUCGCUCGCCGUCGCCGAACCCGGAUGCAGAGGAUACCCCUGCGCCGUUCUCUCCCUCCUCCUCCUCGCGCACACUGCAUCGUCGUGGUCGAAACCAAGCCGGGAUGUCCAAUUAUAUUCUCGGAGGAAUGGCUGCCGAGGUACGUGGCUGGAUCUUGGAAAUGGGAACGAAACGUGACCAUUUGCCAUAUCCGCCCUUGGUUCAAGCUCCAGACUUGCGGAUGGCGGAUGCCUCACCGGAAAUGCCGAAUGCAUAUCUCCUAACUGCGCGUGUCAUUCAUGUCAGCCAGUCAGCUCUGAGCGGCUGUGGCUCUCUCGCCUUUCUUCAAACAGAAGUUCUUACUGGGAAUCUUGUGCAAGGGAGAAAUCCUCACCCAGACUUGAACAUCAUGAUAAUGGGACCUUCGCGAUCUAAAUCCGCUCUUCGUCCAUCUCACUUGCAUUCUGAUGCCACUACGAUACCCUAUCUGCGGAAAGGAGACUUAGUGGGGAUUCACAGAGGGCUUAAUUGGAGCUUGGAGCUUGAGAAUUCCUUCUACGAACAUCGAAUACCCGGGCAAGUAUCUGGCCAUGAGUUGGAGUGCGGUCCAUCUGAAAACGGCGGACAUCCAAAGACAAAAGAGGGCUGGCUCAUAGCCAUGGAAUGGGACCUCGUUGAAGCAGCUGAAUGA